Messenger RNA from Rhizophagus irregularis DAOM 181602=DAOM 197198, 564 nucleotides. Lineage: Eukaryota; Fungi; Glomeromycota; Glomeromycetes; Glomerales; Glomeraceae. The record is from RefSeq and is a predicted model, not a curated record.
UCGGAAUUUCAAGUAUGGGAAGUGCUCUAAGACGGAUUUGAUAAUUAAUUCUGGAUCGGGUCUGGCUUCGAAGGUGAUGGGCCCUUUUUCUGGCUUUGAAUUUAUAACUUCCGAUUCAUGUACUUCUGAUAGUUGCCAUGGCUCAUUUCCAGUUUCUUUUUUAUAUCUUUUGUAUAAUUUGGAAUGAAUCUUAUCUGUCAAAAUACUUGGUAACCCAGUUAAUUUGGCAUGCCAAUCCAGAUAAUUGGCGACCUAUUCAUUCGAAAAAAAGAUUAAAAUUCCCAGACUAUUGUAAAGCAAUGAGACUACACAACUAUCUCAAUUUCACGCUGUUCACAUUUAAUAAAAUUAGGAUAUUGAUCCAAUAUCUUGUUGCAAAAAUAGGAAUGAUCAUAAGCUGGCUUAGGUUGGGAUGCAAAUGAUACACUUGCUUGAAACAUGUCUGAUGAAAUCAUUUCUGGUGAAGCAUUUGGCUGAGAGAAUGCUGGUACUUCAGCUGGUAUGGUUUGAGAUGCAUUUACGAUUUUUUCGCUAGUUAUAUGACCAUGCUCAACAGUGGGAUCA